Molecule: messenger RNA, 300 nt
Organism: Acanthisitta chloris (rifleman)
Lineage: Eukaryota; Metazoa; Chordata; Aves; Passeriformes; Acanthisittidae
Product: transcription factor HES-1-like
Exons: 2
Biological process (GO): regulation of transcription by RNA polymerase II; negative regulation of neuron differentiation; anterior/posterior pattern specification
Cellular component (GO): nucleus
Molecular function (GO): DNA-binding transcription factor activity, RNA polymerase II-specific; RNA polymerase II cis-regulatory region sequence-specific DNA binding; protein dimerization activity
Source: RefSeq, a predicted model, not a curated record
AGCUCCCGGCACUCUAAACUGGAGAAGGCUGAUAUCCUGGAGAUGACCGUCAAGCACCUGCGGAGCCUCCAGAGAGCCCAGAUGACCGCUGCACUGAGCACAGACCCCACAGUACUGGGCAAAUACCGUGCCGGCUUCAGCGAGUGCAUGAACGAGGUGACACGGUUCCUCUCCACCUGCGAGGGCGUCAACACCGAGGUGCGCACCCGGCUCCUGGGCCACCUGGCCAGUUGCAUGACCCAGAUCAAUGCCAUGAACUACCCUGCACCACCCCCGCCGCCCCCUCUGCCGCCAGGUGCG